AUGGAAUAUGAUUCGUCUAGUUCAAAUGAUUCGUCUUCGUCUAGUGACGAAGAUUUUAUAAUUGGUGUAUUGCAGGUAUUACCGAGACCACGAUAUUUUCGUGACAGAUCGAAUCCUUUCAGUGAAUAUGACGAUACGGAUUUCAAACAGAGAUUCAGGCUGUCUAAAAUGAUGUUCAUUGAGUUGCUAAACAUGAUACAAGAUGAUCUUCAUCAUAAUUCACACCGGAACAUGUCUUUAUCACCAAUGCUUCAGCUUCUGAUUGCACGUAGAUACUAUGCAACUGGUGCUUUUCAAGCAGUUCUAGGAGACCAUAUAUGUGUACAUAAGUCAACAGUUUGUCGUAUUGUUAAAAAAGUGUCUACAUGUAUUGCAACCCUAAAACCACAAUACAUUCAAAUGCCUAGAACAGAACUAGAGAGAGAAUCAGUGUAUGAAGGUUUCAAUCAAUUGCGUCAAUUUCCCAAUGUUAUUGGUGCAAUUAAUUGUACUCAUAUAAAAAUACAGUCUCCCAAUAGUAAUAUUGGAGAAAGGUUUAGAAAUAGAAAAGGAUAUUUUUCCAUAAAUGUUCAAGCUGUUUGUAAAAGUAAUUUACAAUUUACAAAUAUUGUGGCUCGUUGGCCUGGUUCGGUUCAUGAUUCUACCAUAUUCGACAAUUCACUAUUGAGAGCACAAUUUUAA
Molecule: messenger RNA, 681 nt
Organism: Macrosiphum euphorbiae (potato aphid)
Lineage: Eukaryota; Metazoa; Arthropoda; Insecta; Hemiptera; Aphididae
Source: the annotation of a GenBank genome assembly